AUGCCCAAGGAGCUGUUACGCAUGAUGUUGAGUACCCUGCCGAUUGCCACGCCAAUUCAGACACUUAAUGCGGUAGGACAACCCAUCCAUGGCCUGAUGAUGAGAAGCGCGAGAUCAAGAGAUUGGAACUUCUGUCUCGGGCUUGUCCACAAUGCGGAGACCGGAAUUGUUCAUGCGAUUGUCAACGGAAUGCAAGGGGAAGAAAUCGACCAGUUACUGACGUGCCUUCGAGAAUCGCGCUCAUGCCUGUCGGAGCCAAUGUUGCUGCCUAUUUUCCUGCUCGAGCUCAAAGUCCACUACUUCGCAGUCCUGCUUGAGAACCGAGCGGAAAGGAUCGAAGGAAUUGAGUUGGACACCGGAAUGAAGCACGAAUUCUCUCCAAAUGCAAAACGCAAAGACGCCAGACAUAGAGAAAGAGAGAAACUACUGAAGGAGCUUAAUUUUGACGAGAUCACUCAGAAAUUGACAGGCGGGACAGGCACUUUGUCGUUCUGCGACAUGACAUUUGCCUCUAGCUUGAGAGCGUUGGAGCUUGUCUGCUCGGUCAAGGAACGAAUUCGCUCUCUUCCAAAUCGCCGGCCAGAUAGAAUCAACGCAACCAAUACCAACGCCGUUGAUACAAGGCUUGCAUACCUUCGAGAGUUGAUCGUCUACAGCAUGAUCGGUCAGAAGGACAACAAGCUCAACAUCGAAACGGCAGCGGCGUCUCGAGAGAUUGCUGAAAUCAGUCUUCGCCACAACACUGCCAUGAAAGACAUGGCCGAAGACUCGCGAAACAUUGCAAUCCUCACCCGAAAAGACAGCACAGAUAUGCGUAUUAUCGCAGUCGUCACACUGUUAUUUCUACCCGGGACUUUCAUGGCGGCACUGUUCGAUGCCGGUUUCUUCAACUUCUCGCCAGGAGACUCUGACCAGGUCGUUUCCAAGUGGAUUUGGCUCUAUAUUGCCUUGACUGGUGCUGCCACUCUUGUCGUCUUUGGCGGCUGGUACCUGUUUUCACACAAACAGAAUAAGAAGAUAAUGAGGGUGGUGAACGCGGAUGCACGUUCUUCGUUGGGGAGCGAUCGUGACGACCUUGAGUCUGGCGUCACAGCCUUGACAACACCGCCAGCCACAGCGCCAUUGUGGACAGCACGCUCAAUGUCAACCGGGGAGAUGGAACUCGUCUCCUCUCUUGGACGCUCGGCAGAUGCUCUCAAAUAA
Molecule: messenger RNA, 1203 nt
Organism: Cladophialophora carrionii CBS 160.54
Lineage: Eukaryota; Fungi; Ascomycota; Eurotiomycetes; Chaetothyriales; Herpotrichiellaceae
Exons: 2
Coding region: 1-1203 (400 amino acids)
Source: RefSeq, a predicted model, not a curated record